Messenger RNA from Acanthaster planci (crown-of-thorns starfish), 3305 nucleotides. RefSeq names its product aminopeptidase like 1 (gene npepl1). Lineage: Eukaryota; Metazoa; Echinodermata; Asteroidea; Valvatida; Acanthasteridae. Gene Ontology annotation, molecular function: manganese ion binding; metalloaminopeptidase activity. The record is from RefSeq and is a predicted model, not a curated record. Gene Ontology annotation, cellular component: cytoplasm. Gene Ontology annotation, biological process: proteolysis.
AGGGCGCUAGAGCACAACAGUAUACAUCAACAUGGCGAACGUACUGUUGCAGUUUUCUUCCGGAAACAGCGUUUCUGACCCGAAUUCCCGGUCUGUUUUAAUACUUGGUCAGAUACCGCACCUUAAAUCAGUAGAUUUUGGUGCCGUACGGACCAAGUUGGAGCCACGAGUGGAUACAGAGACAUUCAAGGCGGCCGUGGAGAGCCUUCAUCCCUCACCAACUGAUUCGGUCCCCCUCUGGGUCAACAAUGCCUCCGUGGCUGCCCUGCCCUUAAAGGCAAGCCGACACAAUGCACCCUCACGAGCCCACGCCCUCACCAAGCUGGUUAAAAGCUACCUGCCUGGUCUGAGCAAGGAGUGCAUAGUGGUGGUAUGUGAACGUAGCAGUGCGUUUGCGUUGGCCUGCGCCGUCGCCCGAGCUUUCCCGCUGUUCUCGCGGAAGGCCGGCCACAAGUCAGCCGGGGCACGGGUGGUGACCGUGGAGUUCAUCCUUGUCGGUGAGGACAGAGGCAAGGCUUUGACGGAGGAGGACAUCAAGACAAUGGCAGUGACUGCCGACGCCAUCAGGCACACAGCACGCAUUGUGGAUACACCCUGCAAUGAGAUGAACACUGACCACUUUCUACAGGAGGUGCAGAGGGUCGGUGCCGAACUUGGGAUCCAGCCGUUCAUCGUACGAGGCGAGGAGCUGCAGAAGCGAGGUUUUGGAGGUAUCUACGGCGUAGGCAAGGCGGCAGCUAACCCUCCAGCCAUGGCAGUGCUCAGCUACAGGCCAGACUCUGCAACUCAGACCAUCGCUUGGGUCGGGAAGGGUAUCGUCUACGACACGGGAGGCCUGUCCAUCAAAGGCAAGACAGCCAUGCCGGGAAUGAAACGCGACUGCGGGGGAGCAGCCGGGGUGCUGGGAGCAUUUGCAGCUGCCGUUAAACUGGGUUUCAAGGAGAAUCUCCAUGCCAUUUUCUGCCUGGCUGAAAAUUCAGUGGGACCUCUGGCCACACGCCCCGAUGAUGUUCAUAUCCUGUACUCUGGAAAGUCAGUUGAAAUCAACAACACUGAUGCAGAAGGUCGUCUAGUCCUUGGCGAUGGUGUAGCCUACGCCGUGAAGGACCUGAAGGCUGAUAUUAUACUGGACAUGGCCACACUGACUGGUGCCCAGGGCAUUUCCACUGGCAAAUACCAUGCUGGACUAUUGACCAAUAGCGAGGAGUGGGAGGAGGCCUGCGCUAAAGCUGGCAGGAGCAGCGGUGACUUGGUGUUCCCUCUUGUGUACUGUCCUGAGCUUCACUUCUGCGAAUUUGGCAGUCCCGUCGCAGACAUGAAAAAUUCCGUCAUGGAUAGAGGUAAUGCACAGAGUUCUUGUGCUGGACUGUUCAUAGGAGCUCACAUUGGGUUUGAUUACCCAGGUACCUGGAUCCAUCUUGACAUAGCUUCUCCCUCGCAUAGCGGAGAGAGAGCAACGGGUUACGGUGUGGCUCUCUUGGUGGCGCUCUUCGGCCGCGCCUCCUUCUCACCCCUCCUGCAGUCCGUCUCGCCACUCGGAGAGCAGCUGUCCAAUGAGGAGCAGCUUGUGGAGAACGCCAGUAAGAAGAUACGGCUGGUGUAAAGGGGCAGAAACUGCACCUUCAGUAAAUGCCUCAUGAACAGAAUUGCAAGUGGUACACAUCCGAACCACUGCAGAGAAAUUGAUCUCACCUCGUGAGAUGAGUCUCCCGUCUGUUUUCCACUAGUGUUUAGUAUGCAGAUGAAAACAUUCUUAGUACCUCAUUUGGAUUUAUCUUUAUUAGCUUAGCAUCCUUUUUACGUACAGUGAGUGAAAAUAUGACAAGUUCCUUGUGAUUUCCAUUGCACAAGAUGGCUUCACAAGCGUGUAAUUUAACAGUAGUUCUGGCAGUGUGUGACUGCCCUAGAUGGUUUGAGUCAUGAUUUGAACGUAGUCAUGAUUCCAACAGACUAUUUUUUUUCCUUCCAGCCUCUGUUUGGUUACAUUGCUUUGAAUGGUAUAGAAGCAAGAUGGCUGCCCUCUGAUAGAGGUCCAUAGAUCCGGUUGCAGUUGCAGUUUUUUUGCCCACCGGUUGCUAGCAAAACCUACGGCUGGCCAUCAGUUCAUAUAAUAUAAAAGAACAGUUCACAAACUGUUCAAAGAAAUCUUGCACUGCUAUUAAAAUGCUGUGUGAAUACCACUUUUGAAUACUAAAUGAAAAUAACUCCCCCAUUUGUUCAAAUGGGACAAAUGUGCCCUUCAGCUGUCUACAGCCAAGGAUGAACUUUCUGUAAUCUUUGGCAGCCAAAACAAAAUGGUACGUAAUUUCAGUGAACAAAAAAAAGGCAACUGCACCUGAGAAAUCCACCAACCAGCAGCUGAAAUUUAUUUCCAAUUAGCUCGUGUUAGAACCCAGUGGAGCCAAGAAUUUUGGAUUUAGUUCAUUUGUUAAACUUUAGUGUCAAUCUCUCAUCAAAAGCAUUGAACUCUCUUCAUUAGAUAGAACAUAGUUUAGUAUUUUUAAGGUUAAUGAAGUUAUUCAGUUUUCAUUUUAUAUACCUUCCCUCCCCCCGUUCAUGUAGUCUGCUACCGAGCUGCUCUUUAUUUCUGUAAUCAUUUCUAGUUAUAGAGAUUCAGAUCUUAAGUCGUUUUGAUGUAAGAGAUUUAAGUGUGCAAAAUACAUUGCUUUUGUACUCUCGUUGUUAGUUUGACGUUGACAAGUAAUUGUCAACUGUAAUUGUAAUUCUAAUAGGAAAUACACGAAAGACUAUUUUAUUUCAAAAAUUCCCCAGUAAAUGACAUCCUCGGUUGUAAACACACAGUUCACUAUGAUCGAGAACGAAGAUAAUGCCCAAUACAAGUGACUUCUAAUGACAGCAAAAGAUAAACACUGCUGUUUUGAACAACUUUUUUAUUAAUAUCUGACAUGUACUUUUCUUUACACAAGAUAUGACGCAGUGAUUUAAAAUUCUAUGUUACAAAUUACUCUCAAGAAAUGCCUGUAAAUUAAGAGAAAAUCUUAGACUUUUGUUGCUAUAAUUUUACUUGUUUCCCACCCAUCUGUCAUCAUGUAAUGCAUUUAAGUAUCCUCUUGCUGUAUGACUCCAAGGGAUUUUCUGGCCCAGUUAUUUUAAAGACCUUACGCUCCAUAGCAUAACUUAGCUUCCCCUACCUAGUUUUACUACAUAGCAUACAGCCAACAUUUAGACUUCCAAAGUACUGUUCAGCGUAGCAAAGUCCGUAUUAAAAGUAGGAUUGUGAGAGGCAAAAAUGAAAUUGCUUUGGAUUUCAGUCGAGAAAAUAAUGCAUUCCUCGGAAGUCUGGA